AUGUUCUCUUCGCCGCCUCUGGCUGAAUGCCGCGUGUUUACCACCGCGUUCUUCCCAGUAAACCAUUACAAAGCCUGUCGUGACGUCGACACUGGCGCCCCGGUUGUCGAUGAUGCUGUCACAAUUUGCACGCCGUCGCCUCAAUUCGCCGUUCCUCCAAGAGACUGGGCCAAAGUGCAAAAAAUUUGUCGCACAGUUGCAUUUCGGGAUCUAGAGAUGUCCGACUCGCAACUGUCAUCUCAUCUCAAACGUGAGAUCUCUGGCGCUCGUAUGAACGAAACCCACUACGUGACUAUAUUAUGA
Messenger RNA from Colletotrichum gloeosporioides, 303 nucleotides. RefSeq lists its product as uncharacterized. Lineage: Eukaryota; Fungi; Ascomycota; Sordariomycetes; Glomerellales; Glomerellaceae. The transcript has 2 exons. The coding region runs from base 1 to 303 and encodes 100 amino acids. The record is from RefSeq and is a predicted model, not a curated record.